UAAAAAAUUUUCCCCCGUCCCCGUCCCCCCCCCCCGUGGCGCUGAAAAUUUUCCCCGUGCCCCCCCCCCGUGGGAAACAACCCUACUGCCAACUAGAGAUAUCUUAAAGAGUUUAGACCUUCAUAAAACUUCACUAUAAAAAAUGAAAAAAAUAAUUUUUUACUCAAUAGCUAGUCAAUUAUAUGACAACAACAUUUCCACCAGAAGAGGGAAGUGUUCGGAAUGAAUUAACCUUAUUUAAAGGAUUGUUUGGAAUUUGUUUAAUUUUUGGGAUUAUUUUAAUUGUAAUUACACUGUCAUUAGGUUAUAAUGUUUGUACGAGAGAUUUACAAAUUAUUGAGGAAAAUAGUAAAUCUAAAGAAAAUUGGAGGAAUACAAGAAGACUGACUUCGCCUCCUUUUAUUGAAAGAAGAGAAGAAUUUGAACGAGUUUCCAAUUUUUAG
Meloidogyne enterolobii is the source of this 443-nucleotide messenger RNA. Lineage: Eukaryota; Metazoa; Nematoda; Chromadorea; Rhabditida; Meloidogynidae. The record is from the annotation of a GenBank genome assembly.